Penicillium egyptiacum is the source of this 1545-nucleotide messenger RNA. The record is from the annotation of a GenBank genome assembly. NCBI's taxonomy places the organism in Eukaryota, Fungi, Ascomycota, Eurotiomycetes, Eurotiales, Aspergillaceae.
AUGGUGUCAAAUGGUUAUCUUUCACACGGGGAUAAAGAUGAAUUCAAUCCCCAGAAGUGGUCGUCAACCGCGAGCCAGUUGCCAAAGCGAUCUCCAGAUACGUACCUCAAUGUCCUGAUUGUCGGGGCAGGUCUAGCUGGGUUGAUCACAGCCCUUGAAUGCUGGAGAAAGGGACACAAUGUGAUAGGAAUCCUGGAACGAAGCCACGGCCCUGUCUACACUGGAGAUAUCAUCGUCAUUGGGCCUUCCGCCAUCUCUACCCUCCGCCACUGGCCCGAUAUCUGUCGAGACCUCGAAGAAGAUCAGUCAGACAGUGUGAUGUACUAUCGGCGCCAUAAUGGUGACCUGAUCCUAGGGCCAACCACUUUGGGAUACAAUAGCCCGGAGCAUCUCGCCCAGCGACAAGACCUACCCUACGUGGCCCCGCAUCAGGUCCGUCGGAAGUUCUAUCGCAUGCUGCUGCGUCAGGUCGCCCGCGUGGGCCUAAAAGUCGAAUAUGGGCAGCGCGUCGAACGGUACUUCGAGGACGAGGCCGCUAAUGUCGCGGGCGUUGUCACGGAGGAUGGCAGCGUCCGCGUCGCGCAGCUUGUCGUCGCGGCCGAUGCAUUUAAGACGCGUUCCGACCUGCUCAUUGCGGGAGAUCACGUUCCCACGCGAUCAAGUGGCAUGUCCGUGUAUCGAGCGGCGCUGCCGACGGAGCUAGCGCUGCAAGAUCCAGCAUUCAAAGGGCGGUGGGGCGAGCUUGUGGAGCAGGGUGGCUCAAACCAUGAGUUCUGGAUCGGCCCGGGCAUGCAUCUGGGACUUUUUAUAUCGCCGGACUUUGUGGCGUACGGGCUCACGCCGCGGGAUAAAUUCCUCCAGCCGGGCGGGAAUGAGCCGAUCGAGUCAUGGGACCCGGACGUGGACCCGGCGGAGGUUCUGGAGGUGCUUCACCGUGUUCCAGACUGGAAUCCUGCAAUCGAAGGGCUGAUCCGUAACACGCCUAAGCGCGCAACGGUGCAUUGGCCGUUGCUGUGGCGGAAUCUUCGCCAAGGGUGGACGUCUAAGGGUGGUCGGGUGGUGCAGGUCGGGGACGCGGCACAUACCACAGUGCCUGCCUCCAUCAGCGGCGGAACACUGGCUAUCGAGGAUGCCGUGACACUGGCGGCCUGCUUGCAACUCGCGUGCUCUGGGGGCACCCCAGGUGGUGCACCUCUAGGAGCCCGCAUCUACAAUCUACUCCGAUACCAGCGGGUUAGCUGUGUGCAGAAGAUGUCUUUUGUCAAUUCGGAGAACCUCGGUGCCGUAGACAUGGAUGAGGUUCUGAAGAAGGAUCCCGAGAAGGUCAAGGUCAGGUUCCCUAAGUGGCUAUUCCAGCACGACCCUGAGGCGUAUGUCUACGAGAAGUAUGGGCAGGCGUUUUCGCAUUUGGUGUUGGGGACCGAUUUUGAGAAUACCAACUUUCCUCCUGGCCAUAAAUUCAAGAUGUGGACGAUUGAGGAAAUUCAUGCGGAUAUUUUGGCUGGAAAGAAGGUUGCGGAUCUGUUAGACGGUGAUUGGGAUUAG